Molecule: messenger RNA, 2422 nt
Organism: Patella vulgata (common limpet)
Lineage: Eukaryota; Metazoa; Mollusca; Gastropoda; Patellidae
Product: headcase protein
Exons: 1
Coding region: 149-1630 (493 amino acids)
Source: RefSeq, a predicted model, not a curated record
GGUCACGCCUCCUGUUACAAACCAAAACAGACCGGCUAAAUUGUGUUGUAUUGUUGAGAAUCCAUAUGUGUAUUCUAAAUGUUUGACAUUAAAACUGUGUGACAGUUGGAAAAAGAUAGAAAUUUGGACUGAGUUAAACUAAUCUAAGAUGCCACAACAUAAAGCUGCAAAGAAUCAUCGUCACAAAGAGGAUGAUAGACACAACAACAACGUUGUACAACAUGUUCAGAAUCAUAACAAUCAUGGCGGCGGUGAGAGGGCUGGAAAUAACCAACGCGCCGAACAUCGUAUGGCAAAAUGUUGCAUUCCAACAGGGUGCAAGGAAAUGAAUGAUACAAUAGACCCAGAGGAACCUUUCGACGCAAUGAAAGUUGUUUGUAAUAAUGAAAAUUGCACGAUUGGAAACUGGAUGCACCGGGGAUGCUUUGAUGAAUGGGAAGAAUCUGUUCUGUCUUUCUUGCGUUCGUGUGGACGAGCCAGGAGCUGGAGUGAAAAGCAGCGGCUUCAAAAUCUGUGGACCAAGAAAGGUUAUGAUUUGGCGUUCAAGGCAUGUGAUUGUAAAUGUGGACGGGGACAUAUGAGAAAGGAUUUAGAUUACUUUCCUAAAGCCGCCUCUACAGAUAACACUAAACUGAAAAAGAAGACCAAAAAGAAAAACGAUAAACCGCUUCCAGUCGUGAGUACUAACCACAAAAUUCCCCAUAACCAGAACCACACUAAUAAUCCCACGCCAUUAAGCGGUAGUAAUUCACAUGGACAUGAUGCCAACGGCAAUAACCAAACCACACACUCUGUUAAAACACCUUCAACACCUCAUGCUAUCACAAAUAAUUUUGCCCAGCUGCGCCUUCGUACAGAUAGUGUCAGUAGUACUGGGAGCAGCCCCCCAAAUUCUGCGUCAUCUGGAUCACCACCAAUGUCAUCCUCGCCUGUAAAUGCCAAUAUAUUUUUGAAAGGAAGAAGACUGGAUAACGGACUGGUCGCUGAGCAGGGAAGCAUUGCCUCGUCAGGAAAUAUAUUUCGAAGGCGUCAAGAUCUCUCUGCUUUUAGUAUGUUACCAAAAUUUAAACAGAAUCCGUAUUACAUCAAGAUGGAAGAUGAGGGUCCCCAUGGUAAUGAUGACACACGAAGCUUUGUUUUGUCUAACCUAAGUUCACAUAAGAUGACCUCGUUGAAAUGUGUUUUGUGUAAAGAUACAUUGCCAGUAUUCGAUCGCUAUCCGUUGAUUGAUGGAACUUUGUUUCUUUCUCCUCAAGCUUACGAUGAGGCGGUAGUUCAAGUUAUUUAUGAAGGAAGAAUUCAGUUCUUAAACGCAUGCUGUGUACGAUGUCUCGAUGGUCAUUCCGAUGUAAGAUGUGCCUCGUGUAAGAGACGUUGGGAUGGAAGUACCUUUCUAUUGGGCACCAUGUAUACAUAUGAUAUAUUUGCAGCCAUGCCAUGCUGUCAGAUGAGGCUUACCUGUAAAUAUUGCCGACGGGCAGUCGUAGAUCUACAUACAGGGCUAAAUUUCUACAGUCAAUAUAGUCACAUGACUAUAUGUCCGUAUUGUAAAGCCAAUGAUUACCACUUCAUCCGACCCAUGAUGGACACAUUUACUGUGAAAGCUCCUAUAUGUGGUUUUCGUUUUUAGAUGUCCUUAAAAUCCUACUAGUCCAGGGGUUCGAUUGACGGAGUAUUUCUCUUUCGACUUUUAUAACCAUUUUUGAUGAUACCAAGAUGCUUGUAUUUUUCACGUUCGUUUCUACACGGACUUUUCCUGGCUUUGCGGACCAUUUUCUUCUUUUCCUGGAUACGGAAAAGCUUGUAAAGGCAGCUAUAAUCGCAGACCAUAUUGUAAUGUAUUUGUGUAUUUAACUGUGUACUCAUUUUGCUGUUUUCUGUGGCUUACCAGGUCGUCUAUGUUGUGCAGUGAAAGCUAAUAUUGACAACGUAUGUUUAAGGUUUAUGGGAGACUUGUAUCUUGGGUGUUUUAGAAAAUGUUGAUGGCUCGGAAAAUUCCAGGAAUGUAUUGACAGUGUAUUAAACAUGAAGUAGAAGGAAAUAAAUUAACAAUACAUUGAAAUGUCUAUAUGCGUACGGUACUACAAGCUGGAAAUAACAUGUUAAGAGGUUUUUUUUACGUUUUGGAUAUACACACUUAUAUUAAUUUUAUAACGUUUGUAUCUUCAUUCAAGUUAUUGUACUGAUUUAUUAUAUCAUUUCGUGGGAUUCUUCUGUCUUAUAGUAAAUUACUGCGGAGAUUUCUUUAUGCAUUGUAUAUUUCCCCCCGUCUUUAUUUAAGUUAAAUCGUUUACUGUGUGAGAAUGGGUCAGUACAGAGUUACCUCCCCUUUCGUGCUCGAUAAAGAGCAUACUGAAUGGUGCUCGAAUUUUUCUUGAGUUGUUAAUUAUUUAUAUAUGCUAAAUAAAGAGAAAUAACUAAA